CGGGGUGUUGGGGCGGCGAAAAUGUAAAACGCUUUUGCCCUGGCUGUAGGCUCAGCCCCCAGGAAGAGAAGCGGAUUGUUAUGAUAGAAGGUUGUUUUUUUUUUAAAGAAAGAAACAAAAAAACUGUCGAUAGUAAAGUAGGGACCUAUCAUUGCCUUGCACGCGUGUCUGUUUCAGGUAGACAGCUCGUUCAUUGUCUACUCAGUGCGAGUUGGGUUUGUUUCAUUCGUGAGCUCAUGCGUUGGGAACACUUUUAAUAGAGACAACAUUAUAGAACUAAGGUGCAUCUCGGACAUAGCAUGAACUGAAGGCUGUUUGUACCGCCAUACCCCUGAUAUUAAUUCGCAUGAUUCCCUGUGAUAACUAAAAAUGGAAAUAUUUGAAUCGUGUGUUAUCUAUUUCUAAGUUUCAAUGAUUUCAUCAUAUUAAAACGCAAUCCAACUUUUUAAAAUUCUGAUGUAGUCCAUCAGAAGGUCGGUCCUCCUUUUCUUCUAUGUACAGUGGCACACCACACACCAGACUGAAUUACUACGCAGGAACACCCAGCUACGCAGGUCUGGCAGCUUGCUUUUCUGGACUAUCCAACUCCUCCACUUCGUCGAGCUCCUCGUCCCCGGAGGCAACAUCCUCGGAGAUGCUGGAUUACUGCAACAACGUCGGCAACGAUAUGCCCGGACAGAACGGCUUCGGCGGCCACCAUCACCACCACUCACACCACAGCCCCGUAUCGGGGAGCGGGCCCACCUCGGGAUCCGGUUGCCCGCCGUCCAUGGCGUCAAUUCUAAACAUGAACCAUCAAGGGCAGAUGGAAGCCUCGAGACAACAGAGCGCCUUCGUGUUGAGCUCGCCACCUCUGGCGGCGUUGCAUAAUCUGACAGAAAUGAAAUUUCCCUCAGGGUCUGGCAGCUUCCUCUCCCAAGACUACUCCCCUGAUACACUGAAACAAAUGCAAGCCGCCAUGUCGCAUGCGUUAUCCACGCCUCACGGAAUCAAUGACAUUUUGAGCCGACCCCACGCGGCCCUGGGACUGCCCAGGCUAAGUACGAGCAUGUAUUUAGGCCACCAAGCCAGAUUUCCAAAGCUUGCUGAGCUACCUGGAAGACCUCCCAUCUACUGGCCUGGAGUUUUACCCCAACCUUGGAGACCUCCAGGUUCCUGUCAGAGAUACAGUUCCCAGGCCAGUACAGUGGUAGUGGACAAAGAUGGCAAAAAGAAACACACACGACCCACAUUUUCGGGUCAGCAGAUCUUCGCUCUGGAGAAAACCUUUGAACAAACUAAAUAUCUGGCUGGUCCAGAGAGAGCCAGGCUGGCAUACGCCCUUGGCAUGUCAGAGUCCCAAGUGAAGGUUUGGUUUCAGAAUCGCCGCACCAAGUGGAGAAAGAAACACGCGGCGGAGAUGGCCACGGCCAAAAAGAAACAAGAACAAGCCGAAGACAUGGAAGCCAACUCAGAUCCCGAAGAUGAAAACGGCGAUCACAUGAAAGGAGACUGUAACUUUUUAGAUGGAGUCGAUCUGUAGGCCAGGUCGAUGGACUCAGCUGACGUUAGAACCCAUUGAUUCUGAUAAGACCAAACGCUGUAGAUUAUCUUAUCAGCUCGUGGAUGAUGGGUGGAUUUCGCCCCAAAAAAUGAUUCAGCUCCUAGACUCCAGACAUCGGCUCCUGGUGGAGCCAUGUCAGCUCUUUGUCAAAGAGUAACUCUAGGCUCCUUGGCGGCGACCAAUCAUUGUGGAUCACCUUGAAUAGACAUUUGGAUAUUUUUUUCUCUAAGACAGUUUCAUCAAAGCUGUAUUAAAUGUCGAAUUAAACUACAAGAAUCACCAGAUAAUUUAUAAACUAUAGUCAAGACAUGGCCAUAAUGUUUUGUACUAUUUGCAAGAUCUCGAGACGGAAUCUCUGUCCCCUUCCACUGAAUGUCGCAUUCACAGUAUCUCUGUAAUUAAGUGUUUUAAUAUCGCUACCUAUUUCUAUUUGUGUAUUUAAUUGGUCAUUGACAGUUUAGACCAUUUAGAACGCUUGAUGGCCCGGCCAGCUUAUAAGAUUGUGGCCCGGCCAGCUUAUAAGAUUGUGGCCCGGCCAGCUUAUAAGAUUGUGGUGGUGAAAUAGUAACGUGGUUUGAAAAUGCCAUUGAAUGUGUUUUUUUUUAAAUCAAUGUUUUCAACUUCUGUUGAACAAAUGACAAACACUUCUGGCUUUGUAUAUUGCUUAGUUUUACCUUGAGGAGAGUAGUUUUCAAUUGGCUUGUAUAUCGCACGAUCUCAUUGGUCAUGUCUGAUGUAAAAACAAAUAUCUAUUGAUUUGAUUGGUCGAGUGGUUGUUUUAAGUCAAUAAGAUCUGGUCGUAUUAGAGAUUAUAGUCAGCUUUGUUUUGAGUACACCACCUCCACCCCUCCAUCCCGGCCCACUUUCUUGUAGUUUUGGUUCUUUUUGAUCUGACAAGUUUGUAUUUAUCGUAAUUAAGUUUGUCUGUUCCACCAGUCAGAUGUUUGUCUCUGAAAUAUUGCUAUUGUGAUUGUUAGUAGCACAUGUGUACAUGUUUAAAUGUGUACAGAGUUGAGUUACAAAACUGUUUUGAUACUACUUGUUCGACGCCCAUUUCACCCGAUUCUGAUACACUUUAUUUCUGAUACCGUACCGUUUAAAUGGGGGCGCACAAAAGGGCAACCUACGCCAAUCAAGCGGGGAGCUCUGUAUUGACUUAAGCUUAUUCGCUAGCCCACUAAUCAUCCCGCAGCGAACCACGAUAACAAACUAACGGAGUCUGUUUUAUUCACAGUGACUGGAGCUUGUCCCCACAGACCCCCCUAUCAGCUGGUCUCCCGGCAGCUUAUCUCCGCUGCUGUCACCAGGGCUCUGUGUCGGCUCCCAGCACAAGAGGGAGUGAAGUUUCUUGUAUUCCCCCCCCCCCACCACCUUACAACAUCCUGUGAUUGUGUAUACUAACUAACACACACACACAUAUUUUGAAAGAUUAUAAUAAAAUAUAAAAUGAUAAAGGCUUGUCUUCGAGUCCGAUUAACUAAUAGUACAUUUCAUGCAGUCAAUACCUGUUUUAUCCCUUUAGCCGACUUCCCCAUCACCACACCAGAGCCUGAGCAUAUCUAGGUAUAUUUUCUGUCAUUUAUUGUCCUUCUGUCUCCAGUACCACAAGUACCCCCCACCCCAUCUCCGCUACAGACAUAUUUAUGAUUCUAGUAACAAGAUAAUCAUUUUGUGUAUGUGUACACGUGGUACAGUCACGUGAUUCGCCCACGACUUUGUUUAAGAGAGGGAUUGAUUGAACUCGAGGCUAGUGACGAGGGAGAAAGUAAUGCGUGAUUACCUCACAGAUUGAUCGAGCUUAGUUGGACACGUUUGAUUAGGCAAACAAAUUGUGUGACUUGCAAUCAAGCUUUUUCUCGACCACAACACCUGUAUCAGAACAAGAGUGACCACAACACCUGCAUCCAAACAAAAGUGUCAACACUGGACAUGAACUUCGUAGUUUAUCGAUUGUAAAUGUAAGGAGCACUACUUUGUACUGCGCGUAUCCCAAUUGCAAUUUGUCUAGAAUACAAAAAUGUCAUCUCGAGCAGACAUAUUAAAUGAAUCAUUUCUACUCGAAAUAGAUUUAUUCUAGUCUAGUACUAGUAUGGAACUAUUUUAAUCAACAAAUGAGAUAGAUCUAUUCUAGUUUACAAAUUUGAAAGAUCAAUUUUAGUCUACAAUUAAGAGCACCAGUUCAAGUCCUCAAAUUAGGUGGUUCUAAUCCUCGUCAUCUAGGCAGCUUGUUGAUGCAGAGCAGUAAGCACUUGUACACUAUUCUAGUCCACCAAUUCUUUUCAAUUACAAUUAGAACUUGUUAGAUAGAAGACAGCCUUUCAAAAGUUUCAAAAGAAAGAAAGCAGACUAGAAUUAACUUAUGCUCACAUUUUCAAGAACGAGACAAUUAAGUAAGCCUUUGCCUCGUUAUGAGAUGCAGGCCGUAAAACCUUAACAUAUGAGAAGUAUUUCUUAGUAUACAAGAGUCAACUCUAGUCGAUCUUCCAGACAAGAAACAGUUGUUUAGUUUAUUAAUGGUAGAUGCUCUUUAGCAGCUGUUCUUCUGUCAAGAUGGCGGAGUCCUGUUCAAACCCGAUCGUUACACUACGUGUAGCAUAGUACAAGGGUAUAAAAAAAAACUAAUCCGCCCACUCGGUGACAGCAGUCACCUUGCUUUUUUCUUAGUUAAUUUGACGGAAUUAUGCAUACACACCUGAUUGGAAAGAAAAUCAUAAAGUUACACGUAGCCAACAAUUGAAACACUCUUCUAGAGUUACCUAAAACCAGGGCUCUAUUUUGUGACGGUACGCACCGGCACGGCGUACCUGCGUCUUUUCAAUGUGGAGAGAAAAUUAUUACUUUUCUUGUAUUUUAACAUUUGUUAUUAAUAUAUUAGUAGUUAAAAGUUAGGCAAUUCAUCACUGAGUACCGGCACCUAUUUUUUUUAUUUAUUU
Biomphalaria glabrata is the source of this 4476-nucleotide messenger RNA. Its product is annotated as homeobox protein Nkx-6.2-like. The transcript has 4 exons. Bases 494 to 1522 code for a protein of 342 amino acids. Gene Ontology annotation, cellular component: nucleus. Gene Ontology annotation, biological process: regulation of transcription by RNA polymerase II; cell differentiation. Lineage: Eukaryota; Metazoa; Mollusca; Gastropoda; Planorbidae. The record is from RefSeq and is a predicted model, not a curated record. Gene Ontology annotation, molecular function: RNA polymerase II cis-regulatory region sequence-specific DNA binding; DNA-binding transcription factor activity, RNA polymerase II-specific.